This is a messenger RNA of Drosophila melanogaster (fruit fly), 1142 nucleotides long. RefSeq lists its product as uncharacterized. Bases 112 to 519 code for a protein of 135 amino acids. The transcript is spliced from 5 exons. Lineage: Eukaryota; Metazoa; Arthropoda; Insecta; Diptera; Drosophilidae. The record is from RefSeq and is marked reviewed.
CAUUACAGUUUUUGUACUAACACAAGUCAGUCGCUCAAAAUUUUGUUUCCUUACAAAAAAUUCACCGUGUUAUUGCUCUAAUAAUUAUAAAAUAUUUUGAAAAAUUUAACAAUGUGUAAAUCGUGUGAGGAACAACCAGUUCGGUGCUGCUCAAUUUUCUAUGCCGCUUUCUGCAUUUCAUGCGGUCUCUUCAUGCUCAUUUUUUCGAUUCACAAUGUAAUACUUUUGAAAAGCUCUAUUACAGUCGUGGAUUUUUAUUUGCAUAUGCAUGGUGCUGACAUGUCUCCCUCAACUUUCCGCAUCCUUUACUCGAUGGAUGUGAUUUUUGCCCUUUCGUACGUCAUUGCUGGAACUUUACUAGCUGUUGGAAUCCACCUGAACUCAAAGGGGGUCUUCUUCGCUGGCAAGAUCAUAAGCUAUUUCUUUCCAAUAUAUAACAUCCUUUAUGUAUUUCCUUUAAUUGUGCACAUUGCCGCCACAGUGAAAUUAUGCAGAUAUCUUAAAGAGAACUUUAAUUAAAUUAAUUGGAUCUAAGCAAGAGCAGUGGACUGGAAGGGAUUAAAAUUGACAGCAGGAUUAUUGAAAUAUAUUAUAAAAUUUUGGAAAAGAUUUAAGCUAUUGCUUGCCGUACAGUUACACUAUUUGUUUAAAUAUUCCUUGUACUGCUACUCGAUUUUGUGGUGAAAUUAUUCAGUAAGAAAGAACUUUAAUAACGGGGCAGAUUCGACAUUCACUGUGCACAAAACAAGGCUAAUACUUCUUUUAUACCAUUUUGAAAGAGUCCGCACAAAAAUUAAGAACACAGCAUAUAUACGCGGUAAAAUUAUGCUGCAUGGAAAAGGAAUACGUGUCGUGAUCUACAUUGAGUGCUCUAUAAAUCUUAAUAAAUAUUUUUAUUGGUCUUAGAAAAGAAAUAUCAUAUUGUCUGCAAUAUGUUUACAUCAUUUGUACUUUGUAAAACCUAGUCAGCAGUAUAUGGAAAACGUGGAAAUUCGAAGUGACUACGAAACGAAUGGACUAAAAUUUGCAAUGCAAUUCGAAAUUUAUCAGCAAACAAAUUUAAAACACUUGUCCCGUAUCAAGUGAAAUAUAAAUUAUCCUAAUAUAAAUAAAAGGGUUUCCUAGCCGUGUUAUGAAACGAG